Messenger RNA from Sporisorium graminicola, 372 nucleotides. RefSeq lists its product as uncharacterized. Bases 1 to 372 code for a protein of 123 amino acids. Gene Ontology annotation, molecular function: heme binding. The transcript has a single exon. The record is from RefSeq and is a predicted model, not a curated record. NCBI's taxonomy places the organism in Eukaryota, Fungi, Basidiomycota, Ustilaginomycetes, Ustilaginales, Ustilaginaceae.
AUGUGGACCAAGGUCUUCUCCGAGGAGGACAGGAAGCAGACGAUCGGCAACAUCUCGGGCCACAUGUCGACGUGCAAGGACAAGGAUGUGCUCAAGCGCGCAAUCAGCGUCUGGCACCAGGUCGACGCAGAGCUGGCUGAGAAGAUUGCCGAACCGCUCGGCCUCAAGGGAAAGUACAAGACCGACCUCCGAGACGAGGUGUUCAACGGUAGUCACAACUUCUUGGGCCGCAAGCUCGGCCAAGACGCAGGUGCUGCUACCCAGUGGAGCCGUGCGGAUCAGAAGCUCAAGGCCAAGGAGCCGGUGUACGGCCUCAGCUCGAACGAACACGGUCUCGUGAACGGUAGCAAGACGAGUGCUUCCGUUGUCUAG